AUGUCAACGAUUGCUUGUGCAGACCUUCCAUCAAUUACAUUGAACGAAUAUAAUUUCCACCCCUUUUAUGCACAUACUGAUCAUCAAUCACGCAUGCCCCUUCAAAACAAUAAACAACGAGAAGUAACAAGCAGUUCUUCAAAUCUUUUGGCACAUCAUUUAAAUGAAGAUGAAAGUUGUCAAGUAUGUGGAGAUUUAGCAUCAGGAUGGCAUUGCGGAGCCAUAACAUGUGAGGCAUGCAAGAAAUUUUUUCUUCGUUCAAUUUCAACAGGUGAUGGAAAUAAAAAGUAUAAAUGUCAAAAAGAUUUUUCUUGUUCAAUAACAAAACGUUCACGAACUCAAUGUCAAUAUUGUCGAUUUCAAAAAUGUAUUUCAAUGGGAAUGAAACCACAUGAACCAGUUGGACCAAAAACAGAAGAUUUAUAUAAAAAACUGCCAUGUCUUGUUUGUAGUGCAUCAGCAUCAGGUAUUCAUUUUGGU
Messenger RNA from Adineta steineri, 480 nucleotides. NCBI's taxonomy places the organism in Eukaryota, Metazoa, Rotifera, Eurotatoria, Adinetida, Adinetidae. The record is from the annotation of a GenBank genome assembly.